Molecule: messenger RNA, 1314 nt
Organism: Drosophila sulfurigaster albostrigata
Lineage: Eukaryota; Metazoa; Arthropoda; Insecta; Diptera; Drosophilidae
Gene: PI31
Product: proteasome inhibitor PI31 subunit
Exons: 4
Coding region: 105-926 (273 amino acids)
Biological process (GO): proteasome-mediated ubiquitin-dependent protein catabolic process
Molecular function (GO): endopeptidase inhibitor activity; proteasome binding
Source: RefSeq, a predicted model, not a curated record
UUCUCUGACUUUAACAAUAUAUUUUGUUUUUGUAUUUUGUAAAAUAUGUUUCCACAUCAUUUGUAAUCUGUGUUCUAAUCAUCUCUAAAACAGUUUUCAACAAAAUGGAGGCGUCAACUUCAAAUUCACUUGCCAGUUCGUCAAAAUCGGACUUCUUUUAUGGCUGGGAUUUACUAUACAAGACUGUAGAUGGAAUAAUAAACAAGAAGGCUGAUGUUAUGAUAGUCCUUGCACAUUUUUUACUUACUAAGCACUACAAAUUUCGUUGCAUUGGUAUUGGAGACGAUAAAACGUUGAGCGAGGAUGAGGAGGGAAGUGAACUGUUGCCAGAUUAUUGGAACAGCGAUAACACCAAGUACUCAUUGCGUUAUGUGCACAAUAAUGUGCUUUACCUCCUGCUGGGACAUAUUACAGAAGAUGCUUUGAUUCUCAAUCUCUUGGACAUUAACACCAAAAAUGUGUCCAACAUUUGUCUCACCCCAGAAUCGUUGGUUGCCGAAGUCAAAGGCAGCAUCACUAAAAUAAUGCCCACAGCAAAUGAUAUUGUUCAACGCUUUCGCAAUGAACUGUGUGAUCCGAUAUUUACUGGCAACUCGCGUGAGGUAACUACACAGACCCAGGCAGCUCAGCCCCCGGCUCCAAACCCGGCAUUAAACCCGGAUCCCCUGCGUGUUGGUGAACCUAAUCGCCCAGGAUCUUUUAUGCCGCACGGAUUUGAGCCACGACCAUUUGGAUUCCCAGAUAUCGGUCGCGGUGAUCUAGAUCCUUUGGGUCGUGGUUCUGGCAACCUGUUUCCGUUUGGCCAAAAUCCAGGCUUGGCUCGUUUCGAUCCGUUUAGUCCUCUUCCACCCCGUGGACCGGGCAGCAUGGGACCGAAUCCAGAUCACAUGCGCCCACCUAAUUGGAACCCAGAUUACUACAUGUAAACACAAAGCCAAAUGUAGAUCUUAAGGCUUAUAAAAUCGAGAGUUAUACGGAAACUAAUUUAUAAAUCCAAAAGAUGAAAAAUAGAGGAUAAAUGCAUUAUUAUUUGAUUGUAACUAAAAUAUAAUUUUAUUGUUGCUCAUAUGCGAUACAGAAUAUUACGAUAAGAACAGACAAAAUCAGCCUAAAAUCGUGGUUAAAUGUAAUACAUACUCGUAUGUGACAUUUAUAAACUCUCUACUCCAUAGAUUUGUGAUUAGGCUGCUGCAGUUGGGCAGUUUUGGAUAAACAUAUAUUAUUAUGUAGUAUAUGUCGCAGACAACUGCGACAACUUUUACACAAGGCGAUAAAUUUACAAAAAACCCUAUAGCUAUACAAUGUAAUGGCGUG